Messenger RNA from Eutrema salsugineum, 1370 nucleotides. Its product is annotated as ribosome biogenesis protein NOP53. The record is from RefSeq and is a predicted model, not a curated record. The transcript has 11 exons. NCBI's taxonomy places the organism in Eukaryota, Viridiplantae, Streptophyta, Magnoliopsida, Brassicales, Brassicaceae. Gene Ontology annotation, cellular component: nucleolus. Gene Ontology annotation, biological process: ribosomal large subunit assembly; rRNA processing. Bases 74 to 1174 code for a protein of 366 amino acids. Gene Ontology annotation, molecular function: 5S rRNA binding.
CUCCUUCUUUCUUCUCUUUCGAUCCUGAAGCAACCUUCGCGCCGCAGGGAAAGACAGAAAAAGAGAGAGCGAGAUGGGGAAGAGAGCCAAAACCUCAAGGAAAGGGAAAAAAGCAUGGAGAGCUAACAUAAGCACCGAGGACAUUGAAGAUUUCUUCGAGAAAGCCACUAAAGACGCUCUCUCCGGUGGCAAUCUCUCCGCCGCUCCCAGCGAGGACCUUUUCCACGUCGAGAAAUCCCAUGGUUUGAACAUUCCGGUGAAGCGAAAGAUUGAGAAACAUAGAGAGAGAGUGCUUCGAUGCGACAGUGUUUUAAAGAAAAACCCAUUUGUCCAGACAGUGUCAUCUUCUAAACCAAAGUCGAAGAAAAGUAACAAGACAAUCGUUAUAGAAAGCAAAACACCUAAACAAGCUCAAAAGGAUGCUGGUGACGAUUCAGUAAUGGUUGACCUGUGGGCGGAUGAUAGCAAAGGAGAACAUGAGAGCAAACCUAGAAAGAUUUACAAAAAAACUUCGACUAUUCCAGCAGUAGAAGUUGAUCCUGCAGGAUGCUCAUACAACCCUACUACUGAAAGCCACGAGGAUAUGUUGGCUGAAGCCGUUGCUCAAGAAAUGCAGAAAGUUUACAAAACUGAGUUAGGCCCUGAGCCUGUUCCUUUGACUAUUGAAGGAGAUGCAAUCAAUGAAGAUGAGAGGUACUUUCUUGGAGUGGACAAUGUUAGUGACGGUGAAGAUGAUGCAGAGGUUGAAAAUGAAGAGUUGGAGGCUGGGAAUAAAUUAGCAAGAACAACAAAGAGGGUAACUCGCGUGGUAUUAAAUAAGAGAUCAAGACAAAAAGAACUGCGAAAGAAGGAGACAAAGGAAAAGUAUAAAGAGAAGAUAUCAACUGAAAUUGACAGCUUGCCCAAUAUCUUAGAAGAAAUAGCCAGAGAAGAUGAGGAAAAACAGAAUAAACUCUUACGACGGACCAUCGCUAAGCAGGAAGUGCUGAAGAUACGUCCACCUCGGUUGGGAAAGCACAAGUUUGAGGCUCCUCCUGUUCAAGUCCUCUUAACAGAAGAAAUGACUGGGUCACUUCGUAAACUGAAGGCAUGUUGCACGCUUGCAAGAGAUCGGUUCAAGAGCCUCGAGAAGCGAGGAAUACUUGUCCCUUCAAAGCACAUUAGAAGGUUUUGAUCCAACUGUGAUGUUCUUGCUAGAGAGAGGGAGCCGAUGCUAAGUGAUGCACUAUCUAUCUUAAUUAACCUGAUGUUGUUUUGAGUAUUUUCCAUUUAUGUAGAGGUAUACCUCCUCAUGAAACACUUGUCGAAGAAAAAUGUAUUGAAUCUGUUUUAUUUGCUCUUUGCCCAAUACAAACGUUCCAUUUCCUGAA